This is a messenger RNA of Cuscuta campestris, 878 nucleotides long. Lineage: Eukaryota; Viridiplantae; Streptophyta; Magnoliopsida; Solanales; Convolvulaceae. The record is from the annotation of a GenBank genome assembly.
UUUACCUUAACGGUGAAAACGGAGAACGGAGGAACGGUCGGGGAUGGUUUUGAGGAGAUGAACGUAGCGCCAAACGUAUGAAGCCUCCAACGUAUCCACACGAACUUGCUCCGGAGUCCAAGAUUAAACUUGUGCUAGCAUGUUUAAUAUAGGAUAAUGGCAAACAACAACACAAACAACCUUGCCCUGCGUUCCAUUCUGGAUAAAGAUAAAUUGAGCGGAACAAACUUUGUUGACUGGCAACGCAAUCUCUGCAUUGUUCUCCGCAUGGAUGAGAAAGAGUAUGUGCUCGAAAAGCCCAUUCCUCCUGCCCCUCCCGCUAACGCCCCGAAAGCGGUCAAAGAUGCUUACGAGAAACACGUUAAGGAUGACAACCAGGUCAGCUGUGUCAUGCUGGCUACCAUGAUACCCGAGCUGCAAAAACAGCACGAGGACAUGAAGGCCCACGAGAUGAUCGUGGCCUUGCGGCAGCUAUACCAGGGGCAAUCCAGGCAUGAACGUUUUCUCGUGAGUAAGGCUCUCUUUAGUUGCAAGCUAUCUUCAGGGAACCCAGUCGGUCCGCACGUUCGCAAAAUGAUUGGUUACAUAACCAAUCUGGGGAAACUCGGGUUCUCCUUGCAGAAGGAGUUGGCAACGGACCUGAUCCUGCAGUCGCUCCCUGAGCUGUAUAAGGGUUUUUUCAUGAACUACAUGAUGCAUGAUCUUGACAAACCCCUUCCGGAGCUUCUUAAAAUGCUCCAGACUGCAGAGGAGAACCUUACUAAGGGCAAGGGUGCUUCCGUCCUUAUGGUCCAAGGCGGAAAGGGGAAGCCGAAGAAGGGGAUUAAGAUUAAGGCUAGGACGGUCGGAAAGCCUAAAUCGAAGUCCACUUCAUCUGC